Molecule: messenger RNA, 3093 nt
Organism: Danaus plexippus (monarch butterfly)
Lineage: Eukaryota; Metazoa; Arthropoda; Insecta; Lepidoptera; Nymphalidae
Product: 4-galactosyl-N-acetylglucosaminide 3-alpha-L-fucosyltransferase FUT6-like
Exons: 5
Coding region: 263-1588 (441 amino acids)
Cellular component (GO): membrane
Molecular function (GO): alpha-(1->3)-fucosyltransferase activity
Source: RefSeq, a predicted model, not a curated record
CUGUACGUUUGUAUGUCCAUAUUAAAUGUGCUCGCGUUCCGUGUAACUUAUCUCUCUGAUUGACUUGCUGGGAUUGUUUUCGUUAUCUUAAUUAAACGUGUUUGAUCUUUUUGAUAGUGCGGCCGAAGUUAUUUCGAUUGUGGAUAAUAUAAAGAUACAUGGUAAAACCAUUUGUUUUUAAAAAAAUUAAACAUACAUAAACUAGAAUGUGUUGAAGUGAAAAAUGUUAUAAAACGGAAACAUAAUUUUAUGACAGUACAUAAUGCGUAUUUUAAGUGCAUUUUUAAAGAGAACUCUUUAUACCAAUGUGUUUCCUAUAUUAAUUAUAGCAUGUUUGUUUCUUAUGUUAUUUUACGGCUCUCAAGAAACUAAGACAAAUAAUUUUAAAAGCGAAUCAUUAUAUAUUGAUUCGGUUGAUGAAAUUAUCGAUCCUAAAUUUCAUACUGAUCUUGUGACAUUAUACUACCAACGACGAAAGACCUGGUCGACAUCAAAUUUAGGAUCAUAUUUAUAUAAAAAUUAUCCAAUCGAUGCCAUAUCUCCUGCAGGUUCUCAACGGAAUACGACUUUUUUAGUUCUUAUAUGGAAACACUGGGAAUGGCUUAAAAAUCGUCAUAUUUACAGUUUUGAUAAAAAUCGGCCACUUGAUCCGUUAGAAGAUUGCAGCGUAAAAAACUGUAAAUUUACAGGCGACGAUGAGAAGUUGUUAUUAGCCGACGCUGUAAUAGUCCACGUACUAAAGGGUCUGUUUCCAAAUACGACAACAAGAAAUUUAACUCAAAGGUGGAUCUUUUUGAAUGAUGAGUCUCCACAAAACGCAUUUUACGCUGCGGUUAAUAAACCUAAAUUAAAAGACCUAUCAAAUAUGUUCAAUUGGUCAAUGACUUACAGGAGCGAUUCCGACGUGCCUGUUCCUUACGGCCGAACGGUACCCUUGAAAAAAGCGGUUCUGAAUCAAAUAACAUAUGAAUCUCUGGCAUCAUUGGUUCCGUACUGGGAAAAUAAACGCAAGGACGUGUUAGCUUCUAUCCUUAUGUCCCACUGUGGGGUGCCCCGUAGAACAGAAUAUUUACAGAAAUUACAGGAAUAUUUGACCGUUGAUGUUUAUGGAAAAUGUUCUAAGAAUAACAAAAAUAGCUGUCCUGGUCACUUUCGGUCUGACUGUAAUCUUGUAUCGAAAUAUCUUUUUUACUUAGUGUUCGAAAACACACAGUGUCACGAGUACAUGACAGAAAAAUUAUUUUACAAUGCUUAUAGCAAAGGUGCUAUACCUGUCAUUAUGGGGCCUUCCAUAGACUGCUGUGAGGGGCUUCUACCGCCUGAUUCGUUUUUACACAUCGACAAUUAUGAUAAUCCGCAACAAUUAGCGGAGCAUAUGGUUGAAAUAAGUGAAGAUCUUAAAAAAAUUCUAAGAUUUCAUCGAUGGAGAAAUGACUUUGAGGUAAAAAAUGAGCAUGGAUAUUUUGGAACUAGAUCGUAUCAUUUAUGUAGAAUAUGCGAAGCUUUGAAUUACAACGACAAAGCAGUGAAAUAUUACGACGAAGAAGAUCUAAGGAUAUUUUUUGAUCCAACCUUGUCUUGUCGCUAAUUCUGAAUGUCAAUAUUUUUAUUAAUUAUGUUCAGUAAAAUGUCUUUACAUUUUAAACCACCUUAGUAUUAGUUGAAGGACGUCUGGUGAAAACUAUUUUAUAUACAGGUAACGUGUUUAACAUGAUUUCAAUUAUAUUAAAGUAAUACGUUUUGUGCAUGUUGUCCUUACCGAUAAAAGAAGAGUAUGAAAUGUUAGGUGACUGUUAUGAAUUAAUUUACGAAUAUAAAACUGUUAUUGUUAUGAGGCAAUAUUUAAAAACAAUAAAUUGAACUUCCUCUUGAAUAAUACCUUCAUUUAAUUGUGUUUGGAUAAUGAUAACGGAUAUAUAAUAAUAAGAGGAAACUGGAGUGAUUUAAGUGAUUGUUUAGUAGUAAUUAAAAAACCUUAUUGAGUAGAGAGAGAGAGAAAGGGCUAAUGGAGAUUUCCCUAUCAUUACUUUUUAUAAAAAAUUCAUUUAACCAGGUUGCUUUUCAGAGGCUUGUACAGUCUUCACUUUUAAAUUUCGCCAGAUUCUUUGAUUUUCGCACACUGUAAGUAUUUCGAGGCAAUUUCGUCACAAAAGAAAACACAUUACUUUUCAUAACCUCUACCUAGAGGUUAUGAAAAGUAAAUGUAUACCUAUACCUAUGUAUAACGAGUAUUUUUUUUUGAGUUCUAAUAGACUAUUGUUAUAAAAUUGCUGAAACUACAAUUAUAAGGAAAGGCCUACAUCUUAUUAAAAUUUACUUUACGGCUAAGAUGAGAAUCUUAGGAAAUAAAUGUUCUUCUGGUAAUAUACGUUAAAGUUCCGUUGUUUUUACUAGAUUGUUAUUUCUAAAGCGAUAUAUAAGCUGCACUUAAAUGACGGACGGUCGUUUAAGAUUUUGGCACCAAUAUAACUAACCGAAUUAUAAAAACGAAGUUUGUGUUCUCUAAAUCAGUAAAGUUGUUGCAAACAACAUUAAAUGUAUCUUGUCUUGUAGCUCUUUUUUAAGUAUUUACAAAUAUGUUGUAGUUGAAACGCCGAAACUUUAAAAAAUGAUAAUACAAAAAAAUUGUGAAAAUAAAAAUCAAUACGAAUCCUAGUAUUUUGAUUUGUGUGAAAGUAUUUUGGGACCAUUGUUGUUAUCAUCUUUGACUUUCAACAAAAUAUAUCCUAUCAAUAUCACUGAGAGGGCUUUAUAAGGCCAUUCGUACAAACUUCUAUAAAGUUGGAAGUUCUUGUUGGAGCGAUUUGCUAAAUUACUGAAGUUCGGAUUGCGGCAAUACCUGUCUUCCUUGUUAUGAAGAAUAACAAAGUUUGUGAUACGCUUAUUGACAUUGCUAGAAUUUGUUAGUGGAAUGUAAUUUUUUUGGCGCUUCAAAUUAAUUGGCUAACUUUGUAAAUUGUGAAUUUUAUCUUAUUACACUGUAAUAUUAUUUCUUUUCUAUGAAUAUUAUCUGUAUUCUCAAGAUUUCCAUAUUUAAUCGUGUUUAUAACACAACAUAUACAAGUUUCUAAUAAUAAAAGUUAAACUUUUAGA